CCGUAUUCCUUCAAUGCCCGGAUGUCAUAGUUACAGGAAAGUGCAUGUUGGAAAUAUUAGGGAUAGCACUUUAGUCGGAAUUUAUAAUUUAAAAUGGGGAAUGAAAACAGCCUUCCAUUAGAACUUUGUUCUACCUUUGAUGCAGAUGAGAUUAAACGUUUAGGAAAAAGAUUUCGUAAACUUGAUCUUGAUAAUUCUGGUUCUCUAAGUGUUGAAGAAUUUAUGACGUUACCGGAACUACAACAGAAUCCACUAGUUCAGAGAGUAAUAGAUAUUUUUGAUACAGACGGUAAUGGUGAAGUAGAUUUUAAAGAAUUUAUAGAAGGCAUAUCUCAAUUUAGUGUAAAAGGUGACAAAGAAUCCAAAUUAAGAUUUGCAUUUAAGAUCUAUGAUAUGGAUAAGGACGGGUACAUAUCGAAUGGUGAAUUGUUCCAGGUGCUAAAAAUGAUGGUAGGAAAUAAUUUGAAAGAUACACAGUUACAACAAAUCGUGGAUAAAACCAUUAUACACGCUGAUACAGAUGGCGACGGAAAAAUAUCUUUUGAAGAAUUCUGUUCUGUUGUUGGCACUAUGGAUGUUCACAAGAAAAUGGUUGUAGAUGUAUAAAUAGAAUUACAUUUGUUAUUUCAUUUUUAUUGUUUUUCUUCCCCCCUCCCAUGACAGCUUUCUCCCUUUUCAAGAUGUUUCAAUUCAUACAUUUUCAAGUUCUUACUAUUACCACAUGUGUCUCUUUAUACUAUUAUCUUAUCAUACACUCAAUAGCUAAACAAUGACUUUCUCUCGUAUUUACAAACAAUAAUAACAAAGGUUAGAGCUCAAUAACCGUAACACAUGGUUAGAGCUCAAAAACCGUAACACAUGGUUAGAGCUCAAUAACAGUAACACAUGGUUAGAGCUCAAUAACCAUAACACAUGGUUAGAGCUCAAUUAUCAUAAGAUUAAGAGCAAGGUGAAAACACUGUAAUCAAAAACAUGGUUAGAGCUCAAUAACCAUGAUAAUAAGGUUAGAGAACAAAAGUUAGAACUCAAGAACACGGUUAGAGCUCUAAAAACAUAAAAUUAAGGUUAGAAACUGAGCUAGAGCUAAAAAAAAAAAAAAAAAAAACAUGGUUAGAUCUCUAUAAACAUAAAAACAAGGUUAGAGUUCUGCCACCAUAAGAACCAAGUUAGAGCUCUGUGACCCUAAAAAGACGGUUAGAAUAACCAUAAAACCAGGUUAGAGCUCAAUAACCAUCAAAAUAAGCUAAGAACUCGAUUACCAUAAAUCAUGGUUAGAACUCAGUUGACUGAUUGCAAACAUCUAUAAAACAAAGACGGGAGGCUUGAAUAAUAUUUGUUCAUUGUUGUUAUUGUGGUGUUACGAAAGAGAUUUCGUCUUAAUUAGUUGAGUUGGAGCAGAACAGUAGGACGUUAAACUACAUUUCAUUUCAUGACGUUAUGAAAGAGUUAUUUAAAAUACUUGACAAUAUUAAGCUUUGUUACUGUGGUCUGUUACGAAAAAUAGAGUUAUCUGAAAUAACUUGACAAUAUCAAGCUUUGUUAUUGUGGUCUGUUACGAAAGAGAGGAUUAUCUGAAAUACUUGACAAUAUCAAGCUUUGUUACUGUGGUCUGUUAUGAAAGAGUUAUCUGAAAUAAUUAGAGGAUAUUAAGGUUUGUUAUUGUGGUCUGUUUAUGCAAGAGAAAGUUAUCUUUAGCCAUUAAGUUCAUAUAGGAUAAAACCACACACUAAAUGUUAAUAUAUCUGUUAUUUCCUAUCUAUAAUUCAUAAUAUAUCAUUAUCAUAUAUAGCAUCAUCUGUAUAUCUUAGGUUUUCAUAUUAUAUUAUAUUAUAUGGUAUUUUGACUUUAAGACAAUACCGUAUAUGGUAUUUUGACUUCAAAACUGUACCAUAUAUGGUACAUGGUUUUUGACUUUAAAACAGUACCAUAUAUGGUAUUGGGACUUCCAUCCUGUACCUUAUAUGGUAUUUUGACUUCAAAACUGUACCAUAUAUGGUAUUAUCACUUUAAAACUGGACAGUUCAUUAAUUUCUUUAAAAUUGUUACUAUUUUCGUUUUAUGAAUGAUUUUUAUUAUCUGAGAUCUGUAUGUAGAAUGUCUCUUUAAAUUGCAACAGUACCUCAUAUGAGUUUAGGCAUAGGCAUAGACAUAAAUGGAAUGUCUCUUUAAGAUACUGUACCUCAUAUGGAUUGGGCAUGGACAUAGCAGCUUUGAUUUCCUGUAUUUGUAUGUUAAUUCAGUUAUAGUGUUAUAGCUACAGAAAUUAAAUUACUAUUUGAAUUCAAUACUGGAAUUAAAUAACUAUUUGAAUUCGGAUAUGGCUACUGGAAUUAUUUGAAUUGAGUUUAGAUAUUGCUACUGGAAUUGCUAUUUCAAUAAAGUUUAGAUAUUUCUACUGGAAUUAAAUGAUUAUUUGAAUUCAGUAUUGAAAUUAAUUAACUAUUUGAAUUCAGAUAUAGCUGCUGUAAUUAAAUAACUAUUUGAAUUCAGCAUUGAAAUUAAUUAACUAUUUGAAUUCAGCAUUGAAAUUAAUUAACUAUUUGAAUUCAGGUAUAGCUACUGUAAUUAAAUAACUAUUUGAA
This is a messenger RNA of Patella vulgata (common limpet), 2582 nucleotides long. RefSeq names its product calcineurin subunit B type 1. NCBI's taxonomy places the organism in Eukaryota, Metazoa, Mollusca, Gastropoda, Patellidae. The record is from RefSeq and is a predicted model, not a curated record. Gene Ontology annotation, molecular function: calcium ion binding; calcium-dependent protein serine/threonine phosphatase regulator activity. The transcript is spliced from 6 exons. The coding region runs from base 94 to 606 and encodes 170 amino acids.